Molecule: messenger RNA, 531 nt
Organism: Fulvia fulva
Lineage: Eukaryota; Fungi; Ascomycota; Dothideomycetes; Mycosphaerellales; Mycosphaerellaceae
Exons: 3
Coding region: 1-531 (176 amino acids)
Source: RefSeq, a predicted model, not a curated record
AUGUUCAUCCAUAUCGUUUCGCUCAUCUGCCUGGGCGUUGCUGCCGUAGCUGCGAGUGGCGCCCAAUUCUAUGGGUAUGGCAGUGACAUCAAAGGCCUUCCUCUGUUCUACAGCGAUGGAACCGCAUAUCUUGGCCACUCUCCGCCAUCAGAUGCAAGUGUCGCGACCAACAUCACCCUAGUAACCAAGCAUGCGAGUGACAAAUCAUUCACUGCCACUCCAACGAAUUCAUCCAUCGUCGACGCCGGCAAUUGGACCUCACCCAUGCUCUUCAUCGACAACACCGUGGGUGCGUUUUCUGCUGCAGGUUUCACCUCCAUUAUCAACGCAACUACCACGAACAUCGGCUUCGACCUCUGGGGUACUCUUUUGGUCUGGAUCGGCGACUCUGGCGACAUUACAACGAAAUGGUACGCCGAGCCAGUUGAUAGUCAGAACCUGACGUUCGUCCUGAAAUGGAACGUGGACAAUGUGGCGACAGAGACAGCUAGGCCGGUAGUGUUGAAGAGCCCGAGGUCGACAAAGGGCUGA